CAGACGGGGAUCUUGGUUUCAUGCUUUGCAGGGGACAUCUACCAUUACAUGAGAGUGAAUCAGAGCGAUGACAUUGUUUCUAAGUAGCAGCUCACUGCUCCUAUAUAUGACCACCCCUUUUUGAAGAGAGGCUAUUCACCUGUCUGUGGGACAAAAGGGGAAACUGACAGCGGGAUAAAACUUGAGUUAGUCCGGGGUGGUGUUGACAUUUCAGGUCACAGGAAAUUAGGGAUUAAUCCUGGAUGGUCGCUAAAGGGCAAUCCAACAUGGUGGGAUAGAAAAGGGAGAAUGAUGCAACUCUGACGCAUAUCCUGCUUUAUCUUGGCUGACAUGAGGAUUUGAACUUCACUGAGUGCUGAUUACUGUUUGAAAUCCUGAAAUAUUUCAUCACAAUCCCAUGUCCAAUGGAGAACAAACACCCAGCCAUUGCAGGGAAAGAGAGAGGACCAGGACCCGGGCGCUAUAGACUCCCUCCCACCAUUGGAUUUAUUGGGCAUGACUUCACAAAACCAGCCUGUCCAGCCUACUCUUUCCAUGGCAGGAUUAAUAAUAGCAUGCUUUCUGUUGACUCCAGUCCUGGACCUCUAUAUAAUGUCGAUGCAAAAAUGACCCGCUUUGGAAAGGAUGGCACACCUGCAUAUUCAAUGAGGACAAGAAUAAAAGCACAAAUAGAAGAGUUAUUCAGCACUCCUGGACCUGGUGCAUACAGUCCUGAGAAAGCACCACCUUGCAACCUGCAGCGCAGACCUCCAUGCUACACCAUGGGCUCUCGCACCCGCUACCGCAGCGCAGACCCAGUCCCCGCUCCCAACAAGUACAGCCUGCCCCCACUCAUCGGCUCUCAUAUCCCCAACAAGAGAGCCAGCGCAAGUUACACCAUCCCAGGUGCUUUCAGCAUCGGGGGACCGUCUGUUGAUUUAGCAAAGACCCCUGGACCCUGCAGAUACAACAGUACGGACCCAAGUGUUUAUCUGCGUCGGCAGCCUGCGUUUUCCAUGCUGGGGCGUCAAAACUUACCAAAAGACAAGAGCAAAAAACCUGGUCCAGGGGCUUAUAAUCCUGAGAACGUCACAGCUCACAAGACCAAAGCACCUGCAUACUCAAUGGGCGUCAGACACUCUGAAUUCGUAACGCCAUUAGUGGUUGCUUUUUCUGACUGACAUUAAAAUAGUCAAAGAAAUUGCAAAACAGCAACUCUACAUUACAUUGAACUUUUUAUUUUGUUCUUCACAUAACAAGGUAUUUGCUGGCAACAUUUCAAACAUAUAAUAGUAAAUUCUUAUGAUGCAAACAAAUGUUUAACAGGAAAUCCCCUCAGUACAUAUACCAAUUCCAAAGCCCAAGGGGGAAAAAAUGUUUAAAGUGAAAAAAUGACAAGUAAACAUUCCCCUUCAUAAUAUACCAUAUACAAGGUUCUAUUCACAGUGAACAAAAGGUGCUUGCUUUUUAUUACAAGCAAUAGAAAAAAAAACAACAAAACGACAGGAAAUUUUAAAGAAAAAAAGAUUUUCCUCACAAAACACUAUAACACAUAUAAAGAUGUAAAUGUAGAAGAGAUGUCCAGCUGAAUGCCAAUAAAGAUGAGCUACAAGGCGGGAGGACGGUUUCUGUUCAUUCCUUAGGAAGAGGCCUUCUGAAAAGGAGUAUGUGUGGUUCUGCAGAGCAAAGCAAGAGAAGAUGGAAACAUCAGCAUCAUUUGAAAGCAGAAUACUUGCAGACUGUUCUGGUUUGUCUUUACAAAGCUAGACGUAAGGCUCAUUGAUACUCAUAGGCAAUGUUACAGAAUAUAUUGAUGUUUUCCUGUUUGUGUAAAAAAACGUUUCUGACAACAAAGGAAGGGAUUUGUCCUGAUGGCUAACCAGUACGCCACCCCCACACACACAGAAAAUUUUUUCAACCAAUGUUUGUAUAUAUAAACUAUAAUUUCACCUUUGUUUGUGUUGGAUUAAUAAGCCUAAUUGUCUAGAAAAAGGAUCAAACAUUUAUUCUUAUAAAGUUACAAAGAAAAAAUGUCCAUCUUCAUGAGU
Molecule: messenger RNA, 2027 nt
Organism: Cyprinodon tularosa
Lineage: Eukaryota; Metazoa; Chordata; Actinopteri; Cyprinodontiformes; Cyprinodontidae
Gene: cimap1d
Product: outer dense fiber of sperm tails 3-like 2b
Exons: 5
Coding region: 405-1160 (251 amino acids)
Cellular component (GO): cytoskeleton
Source: RefSeq, a predicted model, not a curated record